AUGGCAACUUCUCCAGUGGCAGUGGUCUGCAUCGGCAUGGCCGGCUCCGGCAAGACGACUUUUAUGCAAAGAAUCAACAACUAUCUACAUGUUAACAAGACCAAGCCAUAUGUAUUGAAUCUCGAUCCUGCGGUCACGCAUGUUCCCUUCCAGCCCAACAUCGACAUUAGAGACAGCAUCAACUACAAAGAAGUGAUGAAACAGUACAAUCUCGGUCCCAAUGGCGGGAUCCUUACGUCGCUCAAUCUCUUUGCAACCAAGAUCGAUCAGAUCAUGGGCUUGCUGGAAAAGCGAGCCAGUCCACCUCCAGACAGCAACAUCACCCCUCCCAAACAUUUCUUGGUGGACACGCCGGGCCAGAUCGAAGUGUUUGUCUGGUCCGCCUCGGGCAGUAUCCUCCUCGAGUCAUUUGCUUCCUCCUUUCCCACCGUCAUUGCAUACAUCAUCGACACCCCACGGACAUCUUCCACGUCCACGUUCAUGUCAAACAUGCUCUACGCCUGCUCCAUACUCUACAAGACCAAACUGCCCAUGAUCCUGGUGUUCAACAAAACAGACGUCCAGGAUGCCGAGUUUGCACGAGAAUGGAUGACAGACUUUGAGAAAUUUCAAGACGCACUUCAAGAGGAGCAGAAUAAAGGUGUGUUUGGCGGAGAGGGACACGGUGGGAGUGGAUACAUGGGCAGCCUGGUCAACAGCAUGAGUGUGAUGCUGGAAGAAUUCUAUUCGCAUCUCAACAUGGUGGCGGUGUCGAGUAUGACGGGUGAUGGGAUAGAUGAUUUCUUCGAAGCGGUAGAGGAGAAGAGAAAAGAGUUUGAAAAGGACUACCAACCCGAAUUGGAGAAGCGGAGGAAGGAACGGCAGGAAGAGAGCGCGAGUCACCGGGCCAACGACCUGACAAAGGUGAUGAAGGACAUGAACAUGGAUGGCAAGUCUAAGGCUGUACCGAAGAAGAGGGACGAGGAGUCGUCCGAGGACGAUGAUGAAGAUGUCAACGACCCAGACAAUUAUCCGGACGCGGGUGUGGAUGAAGAGGAAGAGGAAGAGGGGCUGAAGAAGAGAUAUCAGAAUGCUCUACGGGAACAGGGCAUACAGAUUGAUGAUGAUGACCCUACAGUGGCUCGAAUGUUGGCACAGACCAAGAGGAGUGGUUAG
Molecule: messenger RNA, 1155 nt
Organism: Exophiala bonariae
Lineage: Eukaryota; Fungi; Ascomycota; Eurotiomycetes; Chaetothyriales; Herpotrichiellaceae
Exons: 2
Coding region: 1-1155 (384 amino acids)
Molecular function (GO): GTPase activity
Source: RefSeq, a predicted model, not a curated record